Thlaspi arvense is the source of this 1605-nucleotide messenger RNA. Lineage: Eukaryota; Viridiplantae; Streptophyta; Magnoliopsida; Brassicales; Brassicaceae. The record is from the annotation of a GenBank genome assembly.
AUGGAUUCUUCAUCCUCAGUAAAAAUCGUCUCAAAACACUUCGUGAAACCCAAAACAAUCGCAGAAGAAUCAAAGCAACCAUACUAUUUAUCCCCAUGGGACUACGCUAUGCUAUCUGUUCACUACAUCCAAAAAGGUAUCCUCUUUCACAAGCCAAUUCAUUAUUCCAUUGACGCUUUUCUUGAAAAGCUGAGAGAAUCUCUCGCCAUCACUCUCGUUCAUUUCUACCCUCUAGCUGGUCGUCUCUCAACCAUAAAAACCGAAAUUCCCAAAUCAUUCUCAGUUUUUGUGGAUUGUAACAAUAGCCCUGGUGCUAGAUUCAUCUACGCGACCUCGGAUUUAUGUGUAGAAGAUAUCGUUAACCCUACGCAUGUUCCUUUGAUUGUUCACUCUUUCUUUGACCACCACAGAGCUGUGAAUCAUGAUGGACACACCAUGAGCCUCUUAUCUGUGCAGGUGACAGAAUUGGUAGAUGGAAUUUUCAUAGGAGUGUCGAUGAACCACGCAUUGGGAGACGGUACUUCGUUCUGGAACUUCUUCAAUUCUUUUUCCGUGAUAUUUCAAGCACAAGAGAUCAACAAAAAUGAUGACCUGUGUCUCAAGAAUCCACCGGUCUUAAAGCGUUACAUCCCUGAAGGAUACGGUCCUCUCUUUAGCCUUCCCUAUAGCCAUCCUGAUGAAUUUAUCAGAUCUUACGAAUCUCCAAUUCUGAAGGAGAGAAUAUUCUCUUUCUCAUCGGAGACAAUAAGAAAUCUUAAAGCAAAGGUUAACCAAGUAUGCGGAACAACCUCAAUCUCAUCUUUCCAAUCUCUAACCGCGGUUAUAUGGAGAUGCAUAACUAGAGCACGAAGGUUACCCCUCGAACAAGAAACAAGUUGUAGACUUGCUGCUGACAACAGACUAAGGAUGCAUCCACCGCUUCACCGAGAUUACUUUGGAAACUGCAUCUCUGCUUUGAGAACAGCUGCUAAAGCCGGUGAGCUGUUGGAGAAUGACAUUGGAUUUGCUGCUAUGAAGUUGCAUCAAGUGAUAGCUGAACAGACUAGUGAAAAGGUGUCUCAAAUGAUUGAUCAAUGGUUGAAAUCUCCUUUCAUUUACCAUAUUGAUCGGCUUUUUGAACCGAUGAGCGUCAUGAUGGGAAGUUCGCCGAGGUUCAACAAGUAUGGUUGUGAAUUUGGGAUGGGAAAAGCUGUGACGCUUAGAAGUGGUUAUGCGCAUAAGUUUGAUGGGAAAGUAUCAGCUUACCCGGGAAGAGAAGGAGGGGGAAGUAUAGAUAUGGAGGUAUGUCUUGUUCCAGAGUUUAUGGAUGCUUUAGAAUCAGAUGAAGAAUUCAUGUCUCUUGUUUCUUUUUGAUAAAUUAACUAGCUCUUCCAACUUUCUCAACAUUUUCAAUUUGUUUAUCAACUUCUUCUAUGAUCACCUCAACAUGUUUUCUCACCUUUUUCAUUCUCGCUUAUGAUUUGUGUUUUGUUUUGUUCACAAAUAAAUUGUUGCGUUUGCGGUACAAUAACCAGCAAAUCAUGAUGAUUUGUUUAAUUACAAAUGUAAUGUUUUGUCUUGGAAUCUGCAAAGUACGGAAAUGAUUAAACUCAUGUGACUUUACGC